Sclerotinia sclerotiorum 1980 UF-70 is the source of this 258-nucleotide messenger RNA. RefSeq lists its product as hypothetical. The transcript has 2 exons. The record is from RefSeq and is a predicted model, not a curated record. The coding region runs from base 1 to 258 and encodes 85 amino acids. Lineage: Eukaryota; Fungi; Ascomycota; Leotiomycetes; Helotiales; Sclerotiniaceae.
AUGGUUCAUAAAGUUCUCUUCUGGACCGGCUUCGGCCUGGCUGUCCGUGCAUGGCAACUCGGUCUCGAAAUGCGACCAUUCUUCAACCGACAAUCCCUCUGGGUCUACCCCGUUUUCGGUGGUGUCGGCGCUUCAUUUGGAUAUUGGAUGCAGGGAGUUGAAAAUCGACAACAGUCUAUUCUUGGGGCAAGACGGACAGCUAUUUUGGAGAAGAGGGCGAGGAGGAAGGAAAGAGAGGGUGCUGCUGAAGAGUCGUAG